AUGAAUGGUUUUUCGCAUACAAUUGUCAGUCGAAAAUUUCAACUUCGGUUUCAGAUGAAAACUCUGCCGAACGAGUUUUCUUCGCUUGAGAAGCUCUGCAAGCUGGAUCUGUCGUUCAAUCGGCUAACGGAAGUGCCACGUUCACUUUGUCAGCCAAAACCACUAGAAUGCUUAAACAUUCGUCACAAUCAACUCAACGAUCUCCCAUCUGAGAUGUACGCAUUGACAAGCCUACGUCGAGCACACGCGUUCAGUGGACUUGAAUCCACUGGUCUCUGGGUAGACGGAAACCCGCUGCGAAGGCUAGCAGGGUCCGUAUGGCAGUGCUCAACUACGCGACCAUUGUGGAGGUACCUAAGGCAACGACAACUACGCCAGGAGUCGAGGAUACAGCCAAUUAGAAUUUUUGUUCUUGGGCAAUCCAACUCAGGAAAAUCUACCUUUAUCCGCCGCAUCGUUAAGCAUUGUCACACAGUCUACAAGCAAACGAAUUUGGCUGACUCGUUCAGACAUGAUAAAGCGGAGAAUGUAUUUUCUUUACCUGGUGAUCCUAUUGCAUUUCCGUUGCCGUUCCACUUCAGCCGAUGUCGAACGCCGAGCGGUUUGGACAUUCUGUUAAUUGAUGUGACCACACCUCCAUAUCCAGAAGUCUAUCAGGUCCUACAGUGUCAGCUAUUUGACAAGGACUCACUCUUUGUUAUCACAUUCGAUGUUUCACAGCUUGUUUCUAGCUGGACCAGAACAACAAAAGAAGAGAUCAAUUUGGAUGAUAUUAUCGGAAAAUGGUUAAGAGUUGUUUUCACUUAUGCACCUAGCGCCGUUGUGAAAUUAGUAGCAACCCAUGUGGACUGUGUCUCCUCAUCGUGCGGUGAUGCAACGUGCUUAGGAGAGUCCACUUCUCUCGGUGAUAUCCGACAGCGAUUUUCCGCCUGGUAUACAGAGGAAAUAGAACCACCAGUCUUACAGCCAAACAUAACGGAGUUGGAAGAGAAUUUACCCAAGCUAAAGAAGAGCCAAAAGCACAAACCGUCCCAUAUCUUGAUAAAACUGAUACACACACACGUAGCAGAAUGUAUUGAAAAGAUGGAAGAGAAACUUAAGGUACCAUCUGAUGAAAGAAAAAUCCACUGUGCACUGCGCAUAUUGCCAGAAAUUUCUUUAUUUGCAUUAGAGCCCGAAGAAAAGGGGAUUAUUUAUGAAAGGAGAAAUAAUGUCAUGCAUAAGACUGCAGAGCAAGAGCUCAAUGGAAGGACCACGGCUGAAACAGCCAUCCUGGAUGAGUUUGAGCUGCGAUUCCUCUCUUCGUUGUUUGCCCACCGUUGUUACGAGGUACCAGUAUGUUGGGAAGUAGCAAUGAGUCAGCUGAAAAUGAAUUACAGUUAUGCGCCUCUAGUGAUAAUCGACGUGAGCCCAGAAAAUAAUGAUACAAUGAAACACUGCGAAGAAUAUGUGGGAUUGACUCCGUCCUUCUUCAACCACUUAGGAGUGACGGACAUUAGCGGGUUUCUUUCCCACUACCAUAGCACAGGGGAUAUUCUAAGAUUAAAUCAUCAACCGGAAAUGCCUCACUAUGUCACACUAGAGCCAACGCGGUUUUUGAGCAUGAUAGUAAGAAUAUUAUGUCCUGAUUUCCUCUUGUUGACAUGUGAAACAGAACAAACAAGUGAGAUUGAAAAGAAGAACCGCUAUUUGCGACUGGUCUCCGGUGUUACAGAGCCUGAAGUGUCAUUGUACCUACAACAAUUUUUGCAAUACCGUCGUGUAAACUACUCCAUGAUCAGGGCGCUCCUCCCAGCGUUCUCUCCUAAAGUGAAGGCAGUACCUACAAGUGACUUUACGAAUGUUCGAAAGUAUACUUUGGGAGUUGUGGGUAGCAAAAAGUCCCCACCAUCCAGAUUAAAGAAGAUAAGGGAAACCUCUAAGCCGAUCACAAAAGAUGCGAGGAAGCACGUGACAAAAAGAAAAGUCAGACAGCCCGAAUCCUCAACAAGGUCCAGUUGGACAUCAGGCCUAACAAGAGCUUUGGUAAUCCUGUUUGCCAAUCUGCUAGAAGUCGGGUUUUUGUCCUUUAAGACACUGACACCACUUGAUUCGUAUGAGUCAUCUCUGCCCUCUUUGUACCUACCACCUGCUCGUAACUGCAAGUUGGAAUUUAAGCUGAACAGUCAGGUGCUGGUUGCUACCGGUUCAGGAGUAAGGGCAGAACAUGUCGUGACCAUGUGGUUCCCACUACUUAGACCCUGGGGAAUUUUUAGACGUCUGUGCAGCCGUAUGGGAAACCUACUCUCAGGCAGUAUUCAUUCAAUUUCGUUCACUGUACCCGAGUACUAUUCAGGAAGCCCCGAGAGACCAAAUUUCGUUCCCAUGAAAUACGAAAUUAAAGGGGAGUUCGAAGUUACUCAUCCGUCUUUCACGCUGCGCCUGCAGCAAUGUGAUUGCAUCACAGCACAGAACGAAAAGUUUUAUGGAAUUCGGUUAAUGGCUUCCUGUUCUUCCGAAACCCUGUUGUUUCAAGCUCCCUAUGGUUGUGAAAACCGCACAGAUCUACAGGCCGUAGCAAAAGAAGAUAACUCUGUCGGAGAUCUCGACUUUUGCCCAUUUCUCUGGUUCAACAAAGUGUGCACAACAAUGACCUUCAAAUCAGAAGGCCUUAUAUACUUCUGGGAUAAACAGGCCCGCGAUUGACACGAAAGUGACCAAGGCAGUUGAGGGGAAUAGAAGUUGAUUAUGUAACAGUGUGAUAUGCUAUAGGAAGCAUUGAUCCUUCAAUCUCCAACCUCAGUCGCCAUGAGGUUGCACAUAAGACAAGUCUCAUUCCCUUUGUAUCAUUAUUACCUGUACAAUUUAUUAUUUAUAUUAGUGCCUAACAUUCGGA
Messenger RNA from Dicrocoelium dendriticum, 2875 nucleotides. The record is from the annotation of a GenBank genome assembly. NCBI's taxonomy places the organism in Eukaryota, Metazoa, Platyhelminthes, Trematoda, Plagiorchiida, Dicrocoeliidae.